UCCAAAAGGUUUUUGUUUCAAGUGUCUGUUUAUCUAAAUAUUAGAGUUUAUUUCAAUUGAAAAAAUAUGAGUGGGUUUUCAAGUAGAUGGGAAAAAAUUAAAGCUGCUUUGAAAAAAAGUGAAGAAAAAGAGUUGAAUGUUGCUAAUACGAGCGAUCCUUGCGGCAUGGUUAUUUCUAAGGAGAAUGGUAAGUUUUUCGGUUUAUUAUAUUUAGAAAGAUAGAUUGGUUAAAAUUUGUAUGUUAUUUUAGAUGAUGGUGAUGUUUACAUGAGGCUAGAGACCAACAGUAGUUUUACUGGGAUGCUUUUGAAUGAAAGUGUAGAAUAUACCCUAGAUUCAUAUGAGACGCCCUUUGUGCCAGAACUUGGCUAUAAUGAUCCCUGCUGCAGUAAUAAUACUGAACAAAACUUUGUAUCGGAAUAUCUUCAAAGCGCUCAGGAUGAACCAAUUAUUAUACAAGAAUUAACUUCAUCAUCUACGGUUGUUCAACCAACAAGCUGGUUAUCGGAAUAUGUUGAAAGCGCUGAGGAUGAACCAAAAACUAUUCAAGAAUUAACUUCUCCAUCAAUGUCUUUUCAACCAGAGCAACACAAAAAUUCAAACAGUACAGAUGGAAUAUUAUUUUCAGAAGAUCAAAAUUCAAAUUUACUGGUAAAACCUACAAAUGAAGAUGGUUCAGAUGAUGAGUUGAUAGAGGAUCCGCAUUACAUUCCUGAAAGCAAUACCGUUUUGAUGACAAAUGAAAAUACUACAAGAAAACGCAGAUUAGAGCGUAAAAGAUCACGUCAACAGCUGGAAAAACUACCGGACACAAGAAAGGCUAGAGAAUUAAGGAAAAAAAAUCGUAAUUCCGGUAAGUCAUAUGUUACAAAAAAAGGCAAAAUCAUUCCAGAAAGACCAUUUCAAACUCUGCCAUUAUGCCGAGCUAAAUGCAAAACAAAAAUCACUGAAAGUCAGCUGAAAGAAAUUUUUUCCGAAUAUUGGAGUUUAGGCAGUUACGACAAGAGAGCAGCUUAUAUAGCCAGUCUUUUCACCAUACAUGACAAAAAAUCACACAGGCCACGUACAGACGAUCCAGACAAAGAAAAAUAUCGCCUUAAAACCAACAAAUAUUUUUUACGAAUAAAUGGUAGCCAUAUUUCUGUUUGCCGUAAGUGCUUUCUUGUGACUUUCAAUGAAACAGACAAGUUCCUAAAAGUUAUCGCUUUAAAAAAAAGAGCAUCACCUGGGGAAACAAAGACUGAUUCUUUCCAAGGAAAGAAUAUUCCACUUAACAAGUGGUCUGAAAAAAAGUUAGAAGAAGCUAGUAAGCAUAUUCUGAGUUUCCCGAGUUACGAAAGCCACUACUCACGCGGCCAAACAAAUAAAAAGUUUCUACCAUCACAUCUGACCCUAGAAGCAAUGUGUUCACUGUACAAGGAGUCACACCAAAACCCUGUGUCGUAUCCGUAUUAUAGAACAGAAUUUCAUAAAUUAAAUCUAUCGUUUAAAAAGCCUCAAACUGAUACUUGUCAUAAAUGCGACAAGUUUGUUAUGGUACUGAAAUGCACCGAUGGAGCAGAUAAAGAAUCUGCAGCAAUAGAAAAGGAAAAUCAUAUAAUCUCUGCAGAACAGGCAUAUCAGGCUAAAAAACAAGACAAGCUUUUAGCUCAAAAGACUAAAGAAAUGAAAUGUUUUACUUUUGAUCUCCAGCAAUGUCUACCAACCCCUUUUUUAAAGUCUUCAGUCGCUUUUUACAAGCGACAGCUAUGGACAUUCAACCUCACUGUAAUGGAUGAAAAUGGGAAAUCAAAGCAUUUCAUGUGGCACGAAUGUACUGCAAAGCGAGGGGCCAAUGAGGUUGGAUCAUGCUUGUAUAAAGUGUGUCUAGAAUUGCCUCCUGAAGUUACCCAUGUUGUGCUUUAUUCCGAUACGUGUGGAGGGCAAAAUAAAAAUUCACACAUUUCAUCCAUGAUUAUGUCAAUAUUACAGAGGUCAGACGUAAACGUGCAAGUAGUUGAUCAUAAGUUUAUGGUACCUGGUCAUACCCACAUGGAGGUAGAUGUAGCACACUCGAUGAUCGAGAAAAAAAAAGAAAAGAUCGAAUAUAGAAAUUUUUCUUCCUCAUGA
Diabrotica virgifera virgifera (western corn rootworm) is the source of this 2109-nucleotide messenger RNA. RefSeq lists its product as uncharacterized. The record is from RefSeq and is a predicted model, not a curated record. The transcript is spliced from 3 exons. Bases 268 to 2109 code for a protein of 613 amino acids. NCBI's taxonomy places the organism in Eukaryota, Metazoa, Arthropoda, Insecta, Coleoptera, Chrysomelidae.